AUGAAGAAGAACUCCAGAGAAAAGUUAGAAUUUAUUGAGAUGCAAAUUUUUAAAACUAAUCAAUUGUUGGAUUUUGGAUUGGAUGAAAAUGCGCUAAAAAAAAACAAAGAAAUAGCAAUUGAAAUUGAGAAUUUAUCAGAUAAAUUACAUGAUACUGAGGAACUAUCACAAAGUAAUUUAAUCACUGAAGAACUUUUUGAGAAAAUUUCUCCGAGUCUUCCUGCACGAACUUUUGGGAAAAAAAUUACACAAAUAUACAAUAGUGACGAACAUGGAUACAGUCUUCAAACACUCUAUAGACGUUGUAGAGCAUGGACGUCAAACUCUGAACUUUGGGACGAAAUCACUCCUUUUAUUUUAAUCAUUUCGGACUCAAAUGAUUGCGUCUUCGGUGCUUUCAACACCUCACUUCCUCGCAUAAAGGAAAAACUUUUUAUCGGCACGGGAGAGAGUUUUUUAUUUAAAGUAAAACCUGAAGUAUCGAUUUUCCCUUGGUCUCACGAAAAUAGUUAUUUUAUGAAUUGUGGUUUAGACUAUUUAUCUAUAGGCGGAACAAAUACGGGUCAACUAAGACCCGGAAGAGGGUCAUUUGGAAUGGGACUCUGGAUCGAUAAUGAUUUAAAACGCGGCAGAAGUAUGAAAUGUGAAACUUACAACAGUGAUAUAUUAUCAUCAGAAGAAGACUUUAUAAUAACUAGUGUGGAACUGUGGAGUUUUGUUUCAUAG
Molecule: messenger RNA, 726 nt
Organism: Styela clava
Lineage: Eukaryota; Metazoa; Chordata; Ascidiacea; Stolidobranchia; Styelidae
Product: TLD domain-containing protein 2-like
Biological process (GO): response to oxidative stress
Cellular component (GO): nucleus
Source: RefSeq, a predicted model, not a curated record